Messenger RNA from Ceutorhynchus assimilis (cabbage seed weevil), 780 nucleotides. Lineage: Eukaryota; Metazoa; Arthropoda; Insecta; Coleoptera; Curculionidae. The record is from the annotation of a GenBank genome assembly.
GGCAAACCGAACUUAUAAAAGCCCGAGCGAAAUUACCAAUUGAAAAUCUCGUUGAUCAGUUAUUUUGAUUACAUAACAAGCGGUGUUUUACUAUUGAAAAGCAUGAGCCGUUGGAUUCAGCUAAUAAUAUUCGGUAUCGCAAUAGGCAUUGCGAAAUCGGCCAGUUUUGUGAAAUUAGUUAUUCUAGCCGGUCUGGGUCUUGCCGGUCUCUGGAUGGUACACACUUUAGCUCAAGAUUUCAGCCAUAUAGCCCAAAACGGUUUUGGUAGCGCUGGUGGAGGAGAUCAUGGUUCAGGAGCGAAAUAUUAUAGUCACAAUCACGACCAAGAAAUCAAAGUAUACAAAAGAUCCAUCGAAAAUAAUCCAGAAGCCAAAAUAGAUUGGGAAACCGUAAUAAAACGAGAUCCAGCCAGCUGUGCCAGAAGUUUCAUUUGCCAACUAGCAGCUUCAAAAGAGUCAACUUUAAUAAAAGAAGAAAGAAUUAUUUUAAAUUUGACAAGAGCGGCUGCUGGUGACGAAACUUGGGCGAGUAAACAAUUACAAGAAGCUUUGAAAAAUGGUAAUACCAUGUCCAAUCCUCAACAGUGCAUGAAAAUGUACAAGUUUUGUCCUUACACGAAGACGAUGAUGAUGGCUUUGAUGACUGCGUUUGGUAAUCGGUGACCUAAAAAGUUGUAAUUAUUUGAAGUAUGGGACAAAUGAUAGAAGCAUUUAAAUUAGAAAUGUAUAUAUUGUAUAAACUUUUUUGUCUUCAAUGUAAUAUAUAAAUAAUAAUAUUUA